CCGCCGCCGCCGCCGGUUCAGUCCGUUACCCACCGUCAUCCGGCGAGCAUUUCGCACUCGCGUGUUCGUCGAUUGUCGAUUGUCGAUUGUCGAUGUUAUUAGAAUAAUCAUCGAUUAGAAUUAUAGUUUAUUAUUUUUGUGUUCUCGUUCGCGACGGUGUAUACUCAUAAUAUUGUUGUUGUUUUAUUCGUCCGUCGGAUUUGUUCAUUUUUCAACCAACUCGACCACGUCAUGUUUUCGCCUACUCCGUCGCCGAUUUCUCGGACCGUAACGUACAGAAAGAUAACAAAACCGUUAUUGGAACGAAAGCGCCGCGCUCGCAUCAAUCGGUGUUUGGAUGAGUUAAAGGAUCUGAUGUUUUCUGCCUUAGAGGCUGAAGGUGAAAAUGUCGAUAAACUCGAAAAGGCAGACAUUUUGGAAUUUACCGUUAAACAUCUUCAAAAGAUUACUAGAAGAGAUCCCGUGGAAGAAGCUUAUAAAUUUCAAGAAGGAUUUAGCCACUGUGCCAGCGAAGCGUGCAGUUUCCUAUUGUCGCUGCCGGGCUUGGACUCUGUGGUCGGCCGCCGGCUGGUCGAGUACUUGGCCAAGUCAGUGUCUCGCGCGCUCGAAUCUCAACUGCCAGCCGCCGCCGCCGCAGCCACCGCAGCCGCCGCCGCAGCGAUGGCCGCUACUGACAAGCGGGCUGCCGCCACCGCCAGUGAAGACCGGACGCCUCCGCAGCCGCCCGACCACACGCCGCCAACGCCGCCUCCGUCGGCCGCGACCGCGACGGUCCUCGCGCUACCAUGCCCAGCCGGUGGCACCACCGCUGGCGACACCGCAACCAUCGGCACCACCGUCCACUUUGCGGCCAUCGCCGCCGCCUCGCCGACGCUAAAACCCGUCGCCCUGAACGCGUCCAAUCGUGGCCCACCGCACACGGUCGUCAGGCCCAAACCCACCAGGCCUGCGUUUGGCCGGUCCCCACCUACUCUACAGCAAGACGCCGCAGCCGCAGCUGCCGCUGCCGCCCUUCGCGAUCCCAUGUGGCGGCCGUGGUGAUUGACGCAUCGUCGACGUAAGCUUUUUGCGGCCGCGGCCACACUAUGUACUUACUGCCACCUGCUGCACGCUUAUCGCGAUCUAGAGUGGCGGACGACUCGUCAUCGAUGCGCAUCAAAAUCGUCAGCCAUAAUUUUGAUAUUUUAUACAUUUAAGGCCGAAUAAAUAGACCAGGGUAGUCGUAAUCUUUUCUUAAUUUGGGUGGUGAGGGGGAGAGUUAGGGCCUUAUAAGUCCCUCUCCCCCGAUAUCCACCUAUGUGUUGGACUGUUAGAGCCACGACAGUGUGAGUUUCGUGGUUUUUCGUUUAUUUUAUACAUUCUGUUUUGGGUGUUUAUUUUUUGGAUCAACUAUCACAAAAGUUCACAAUUUUAUUGUUAUAAUAUAAUUAAUAAUUAUCAUGUAUAAAAUGUUUGACGCAGCAACUGUUUUCGGGUCUUUUCGAAUGACAUUUUACUUUAUUUUGAUUUUCAAGGAAAUACAAUUUUUUGGGGAGGGGGCCGAACUUUGUUAAACGUACGAAAUAUCUGCUGUCGUUUGAUUUGGUGUGAUAUUGUACGUUAAUUUAUUAUGUUUUCAGUUUUUGUAAAUAUAUUAUACAUUAUUUAUAUUAUUAUUAUUUGUAUUAUCACUACUAUUAUUUUUAUUAUUAUUAUUAUUAUUAUUAUCAUUAUUAUUAUUAUAUGAGUACCAAUAUACUUUGUAGAAACGUA
Metopolophium dirhodum (rose-grain aphid) is the source of this 1752-nucleotide messenger RNA. Its product is annotated as enhancer of split mbeta protein-like. Gene Ontology annotation, cellular component: nucleus. Lineage: Eukaryota; Metazoa; Arthropoda; Insecta; Hemiptera; Aphididae. Gene Ontology annotation, biological process: regulation of neurogenesis; anterior/posterior pattern specification; regulation of transcription by RNA polymerase II. The transcript has 4 exons. The coding region runs from base 232 to 1041 and encodes 269 amino acids. Gene Ontology annotation, molecular function: RNA polymerase II cis-regulatory region sequence-specific DNA binding; protein dimerization activity; DNA-binding transcription factor activity, RNA polymerase II-specific. The record is from RefSeq and is a predicted model, not a curated record.